This is a messenger RNA of Rodentolepis nana, 495 nucleotides long. Lineage: Eukaryota; Metazoa; Platyhelminthes; Cestoda; Cyclophyllidea; Hymenolepididae. The record is from the annotation of a GenBank genome assembly.
AAACUCGGUCCAAUGACAUUGGUCUACAACUGUCCCCUUCAGUCCUGCAGUGAACAAUUUGAGGACAAAUUGAAUCUCAUUUAUCACUUGGACUCCAAGCAUCCACAAUACGGCAGUGCCUGUGCAAAUCAGGUUCAACCGAACUUCACUUUCUCCGGUCAGACUCCUUCCUCGAAACCGCAUUCUUCUACAGCCAGCCGUAACGCCACUUUCUACUUUCUUGCCUCUCCAAACCUUCGUUUCGCUCGUCGAAUGGAAGUUGGGGGUGGUUGUCGACAACGUGCACGCAGACCCUUCAAACCCAUCACCCUGGAGAUGGCCGUACUCAAAGCCCUCCUUGUUUCCCGUCUCAACAUCAACCCCGAACUUCUCAACAAACUAGCUGAAACGGUCUACAAUAGGACUGCUCAAGUUCAACUCAAAGAGGUCGCAAUGAAACGUCUCUGCAAAUGUAUCGGAAAUCUCCGUCCUCAAGAUGGGUCAGCGCCUACUUAA